AUGGCCGGCGAAUCUUCAUCUUCUUCUCCCUCCACCGCCCCUCUCAAUCCUUUUCACCUUGCUCAUGCCAUCUCUAAUAUCAAAUCCCUUAUCCCCGUUACUCUAGAUCUAAAAAAUCCUAAUUAUCAAAAGUGGAGCCACUUUUUCACGAUUACCGUCGGUCGUUUCUGCCUCUCCGAUCUUCUCCAUGGCAAACCCCGACCGGAUUCGAUUUCCACCGACGAAUGGCAGCGAGCCGACUAUCUCCUCCAAUCUUGGAUCUACGGCACCAUCUCCGACGAUCUAUCCAGCAUGGUUCUCUCAAAAACCUCCAACGCCAGUGAUCUAUGGAACGCCAUCUCUUCUCUCUUCACCGAUAACAAAGACUAUCGAGCCAUUCAACUUGAAGAAAAAUUCAAGUCCCUCAAGAAAGGCGCUCUCUCCAUUCACGAUUACUGUCAAAUAAUCAAGACCAUGGCGGACAGCUUGGCCGAUGUCGGAAAUCCAAUCUCCGACAAACAACUCGUUCUACAAACCCUACACGGCCUUCCAAAAAAUUACGGGACCGUCGCCAAUCUCAUCUCCUUUCAAAAUCCCCUCCCCACCUUUCUACAGACUCGUUCGCUCCUUCAGAUGGAAGAAACAAGAAUUUCUGAACCGGAGCAGACCGCUGCUGUUUUCUACGCCUCCAACGCGAACUGUCCAUCCAACAGUUGCAACAGUUCCUGCAACAGUUCCCGCGGAGGUAGUUCUUCGCGCUAUCAGCGCGGGGGUGGCCGAUCCAACCGUCGCGGAGGUCGCAACACUAACCGUCACCCCAUGCAGCACUACGGCUAUCAUAGUGCUCAUGGCGCAUCUCAACUUUGGCGCGCACCUUACCGACAACAGUCAAUUCUGGGAUCCGCUCAAAAUACAUCGGGCCACCCAGCGGCCCAAGCCUACUUUACUGGGCCACCUGAACCCUACACCGGUCACUCGGCUCCUACUCAGGCUCAUCCGCAGCAGCAACCGUGCCACAGCUCCAGCAGUUCCAUCAACAGUUGCAACAGUUCCUGCAACAGUGCCAGCGUGGCAGAUCUCGCAAACCGUUUGAAUACGGUGACACUUCAGCAGCCUACCGAGUCACAGUGGUUCAUGGACAGCGGGGCGACCUCUCAUAUGGCACCACACUCAGGUAAUUUCAAUUUUGUUUUUAAUCCUAGCAGUAAAUUCCCCAAACAUGUCGUCGUCGGUAAUGGUUCCACCCUCCCCAUAACCCACAUAGGCCACACAAUUCUUCCCACCACUCCUUUUCGCCUCACAAAUGUCUAUGUCACACCCAAUAUCAUCAAACACCUUAUAUCUGUUAGAAAGUUCAACCGUGAUAACUCAUGUUCGGUUGAAUUUGAUCCAUUUGGUUUUUCUGUGAAGGAUCUUCGGAGUCGAGUCGAGAUUUUCAGGUGCAAUAGCUCCGGUGACCUAUAUCCGUUUAGCGUCCCUCCCCCCACCUCACCUCCUGCUGGUUUCCUCACUGUCUCAACACCUUCGUCUCGCACUCUUUGGCAUCGGCGUCUAGGCCAUCCCGGCAAACACGUCAUUUGA
Messenger RNA from Erythranthe guttata (spotted monkey flower), 1560 nucleotides. The record is from RefSeq and is a predicted model, not a curated record. Lineage: Eukaryota; Viridiplantae; Streptophyta; Magnoliopsida; Lamiales; Phrymaceae.